Messenger RNA from Phalaenopsis equestris, 3714 nucleotides. RefSeq names its product importin subunit beta-1. The record is from RefSeq and is a predicted model, not a curated record. The transcript is spliced from 3 exons. Gene Ontology annotation, biological process: protein import into nucleus. Lineage: Eukaryota; Viridiplantae; Streptophyta; Magnoliopsida; Asparagales; Orchidaceae. Gene Ontology annotation, molecular function: small GTPase binding; nuclear import signal receptor activity. Bases 231 to 2849 code for a protein of 872 amino acids. Gene Ontology annotation, cellular component: cytoplasm; nucleus.
UCGAAGUGGCUUCUGCCUCUUCUGCGCUCUCCGCAGCCCGACCCCCUUCUCUCUCUUUCCUAGGGUUUCUAAUUUUUCUAUAUACUCGCGGUUGUUAGUUGAUCCGACUGUCAGAUCUUCGACCUUCUCCUGGUGAUUCCUAAGGGCGUGGAGGCUGACAAAAUUCCAUGUAUGUAACCUGAAUCAUGUUGCUUGUUUCCUAAGAGAUUUUCCAGAAGCCUCGAUGCACAAUGGCGGUUGAAAUCACUCAAAUCCUUUUAAACGCACAGUCAAUUGAUGCCGCUACCCGUAAACAUGCAGAAGAAAGCUUGAAGCAAUUCCAAGAUCAAAAUUUUCCUAGUUUUUUGCUUUCUCUCUCCGGUGAGUUAGCAAACAAUGAGAAGCCUGUCGAUAGCCGAAAAUUAGCUGGUCUUAUCCUCAAGAACACUUUGGAUGCAAAGGAGCUGCACAGGAAAAAUGAGCUUGCUCAGAGAUGGCUGUCAUUAGAUGCAUCAGUGAAAGCUCAGGUGAAAGGAUGCAUGUUGCAGACCCUUUCUUCCCCUGUUUCUGAUGCUAGGUCUACUGCAUCUCAAGUCAUUGCAAAGAUUGCAGGGAUUGAGUUGCCGCAAAAGCAGUGGCCUGAACUUAUAGGCAUUCUCUUAUCAAACAUUCACCAGCUACAAUCUCAUGUCAAACAAGCAACACUCGAAACACUUGGAUAUUUAUGUGAGGAAGUUUCUCCUGAAGUUGCUGAUCAAGACCAAGUGAACAAGAUACUGACUGCAGUUGUCCAGGGAAUGAAUGCUUCUGAGGGGAAUAAUGAUGUCAGGUUGGCUGCGACUCGGGCGCUUUAUAACGCAUUAGGAUUUGCACAGGCAAAUUUUUCAAAUGACAUGGAGAGAGAUUAUAUUAUGAGAGUUGUUUGUGAAGCAACCAUGUCUCCUGAGGUCAAGAUUCGACAAGCAGCAUUCGAGUGCUUGGUUGCCAUCUCCACUACGUAUUAUGACAAGCUUGCUUCGUACAUGCAAGACAUAUUUAGUAUCACUGCAAAGGCAGUCAGGGAGGAUGAGGAGCCUGUUGCUCUUCAGGCCAUAGAGUUCUGGAGCUCAAUUUGUGAUGAGGAGAUUGACAUCUUAGAUGAGUAUGGAAGUGAUUUUACUGCUGAUUCUGAUAUUCCGUGCUUCUAUUUCAUCAAGCAGGCCUUGCCAGCAUUAGUUCCUAUGCUAUUGGAAACUUUGCUUAAGCAGGAGGAGGGCCAAGAUCAGGAUGAAGGUGCUUGGAAUAUUGCAAUGGCUGGUGGAACAUGUUUGGGUCUUGUUGCCCGAACGGUUUCGGAUGAUAUAGUCCCUCUUGUGAUGCCUUUCAUAGAAGAGAACAUAACAAAACCAGAUUGGCGACAAAGAGAAGCGGCAACAUAUGCUUUUGGUUCUAUUUUGGAAGGGCCGUCAGCUGAAAAACUCAGCCCCAUUGUAAAUGUUGCACUAAACUUCAUGCUCACGGCAUUGAUGAAGGAUCCCAAUGAUCACGUCAAGGACACUACUGCGUGGACUCUUGGAAGAAUCUUUGAGUUUAUGCAUGGCUCCAAUGUAGAGACACCUGUUAUAACCCGUGAGAAUUGCCAUCAGAUUCUCACUGUAUUGCUACAGAGCAUGAAAGAUGUUCCUAAUGUUGCUGAAAAAGCCUGCGGUGCCUUAUAUUUUCUUGUGCAAGGUUAUGAAGAUGCUGGUUCUGCAUCGCCAUUGUCUCCCUUCUUUCAUGACAUAAUUCAAGCUCUUCUUUCUGUUACCCAUAGAGAUGAUGCUGGUGAGUCUCGCCUGCGGACUGCAGCUUAUGAAAGUUUGAAUGAGGUGGUGAGGUGCUCUACAGAAGAGACUGCCCCCACAGUGAUGCAGCUGGUGCCAGUUAUCAUGAUGGAAUUACACCAGACCCUUGAGGCACAAAAGCUUUCUAUGGAUGAGAGAGAGAAGCAAAAUGAACUUCAAGGUCUUCUGUGUGGGUGCCUUCAGGUUAUCAUUCAGAAGUUGGGAUCAGCAGAAUCAACAAAAUAUGCUUUUAUGCAGUACGCAGAUCAGUUGAUGGAUCUUUUCUUGAGGGUUUUUGCCUGCAGGAAUAAUGCUACAGUGCAUGAAGAGGCUAUGCUGGCUAUUGGUGCUUUGGCAUAUGCUGCUGGCCAAAAUUUUGUGAAGUACAUGCAAGGAUUUUAUCCUUAUCUGGAAAUGGGUCUUCAAAACUUUGAGGAGUAUCAGGUAUGUGCUAUUACUGUUGGUGUUGUUGGAGAUAUAUGCAGGGCAUUGGAAGAAAAAAUAUUGCCAUUUUGUGAUGGAGUCAUGACACAUCUUCUCAAGAAUCUCUCAAGCAAUCUGUUACAUCGGUCUGUGAAGCCGCCGAUUUUCUCAUGUUUUGGUGACAUUGCCUUGGCGAUAGGGGAGAACUUUGAAAAAUAUUUGAUAUAUGCAAUGCCUAUGUUACAAAGUGCUGCAGAGUUAUCGGCGCAUGCAGUAACAGUUGAUGAUGAGAUGCUCGAAUACACCAAUCAGCUUAGGAAUGGCAUUCUUGAAGCCUACUCUGGGAUAUUCCAAGGUUUCAAGAACUCUCCAAAGACCCAGUUGCUGAUGCCUUUUGCACCUCAUAUUCUACAAUUCCUGGAUAGCUUGUACAAUGAGAAGGACAUGGAUGACGUGGUGAUGAAGGCUGCCAUAGGUGUUCUCGGAGAUUUAGCUGAUACACUGGGCACCAAUGCUGGUCCCUUGAUAAACCAGUCUAUUUCAAGCAAAGACUUUUUGGAAGAAUGCUUAUCAUCAGAUGAUCAUUUGAUUAAAGAAUCUGCUGAAUGGGCUAAGUUAGCUGUUACUCGGGCUAUUUCUGGUUGAUUUUAAGGCAAACUCUGUUAAAAGUGUUUCUGCAUAUGCAUCUGAGUCGUGUUGAAGUCCGGUCGGGAAUUACAUGCAUGAGUCAGUCUUCACCAUCAUCAUUUGUCUGAGGCUUUGAUGUCUGGGCUGAGUCAGGACGUAAUCACUAACUCAUUUGCAUCAGUUAGUCGGGUCCUUAUCUUUCUCAUUUUUCGCUGCACUUAUGCUAACGUUGAAACCAGAAGCCACAUGAUCCCCUCCUUUUGCAGUAAAUCUGAUUGAAUCAAGUUUUACUGAGAUGGCUCUCCUUGAUGGCAAUGGCACCAUGGAUUUGUGUUGCGCUCCAUUACAUAUCCACACAGAUGAAUUAGACAUCUCCAAUUGAAUUGGCAAACAAAAUAUAUCAUCAAUUAGCAAAGCCUGCAGUUAUGGUGGGAGAUCUGAUACCCUCUAGCAUUAAUUUCAUGGUCAAGUUGGAAAUCAAUCUGCAUAUUUUUCAUCUUAUGCCCAUUUUUCCAUCAUUUUUAUUUAUUUUUCUUGGAAAUUUUAUGAUUGUCUUGCCUGUUUUCAGUUUUUCUGGUCCGGUCUUGUCUGUUCUGGUCUGCAUUUCAUCCAAAUACCAUUUGCUCUCAUAUACAUUGUAGAAGGCUCCAAUAUCUGUUGUGAAAGUUCUGCAUCUGCUUAUAUGUAAUGAGAAUACUUGUAAAGUUCUUUGCCUUAGGGUCUACUCCAGCAUCCACAACAAUGCUUCGAUCAAUCAAAAGCCCUAAUGUUGCUGGCAUUUUUAUUAUUAUGUUUUGUCUAGCUGUUUCCUUCUGUUUUAUGCCAAGAUUCUUGGCUCUCUUUCUGUACUGUUUUCUGUGAGCGAUGCCCUUAUAAUUCUUCA